ACCAGACGAAGAAGAAGUAGUGAGACAACUAGAUCAAAGGAGACUGCCAAGUUGCGGAAGUGCGCGCUCUGUCUGCAGAGAAUGACACCUUGAAAUGCAUUAGGACCUUGAAGAAACUGGCGUAUUACUUAAUUAUGAGCGCAGCCKGUAUCGACCAAUAACAUGAGUUGGUGUUGGGGAUGUGCUAAUGAAAAAUAUCUGUUCCACUGAACUGACGCCGUUUCGAUUUCAGUAGUUACCAGCGUUGUCCUGAGCGAGACCAAUCGGUAUUUCCAUGCGUCUGGAUUGGUCGGCUGGCGCGUUUCUCGAGUUAUGGGCGCAUUACAGUCAUUAUCUGAUGAACCCGAAUACAGAGAAUUGGCAGAGAAGACGGGYUUUUCCUUAGAGCAAAUUGGAAUCCUGCACAAAAGAUUCAAGCAGUUGAGCCACAAUGAAGACAUGCUGAGGAGAGCUGACCUCGACACAAUUCCAGACCUGGCAUGCAAUCCAAUCCGCACCCAAAUUAUAGAGGCCUUCUUUGACAAAAGUCCUGUUUAAUAUGCACGACACAGACAACGAUGGAACAAUCACUCUGGAGGAGUAUCGACAUGUAGUGGAGGAGCUGCUGUCUCGGAGCGGAGCCCUGGGGAAGGAAACGGCUAAAGGAAUAGCAGAUGCUGCCAUGCUGGAGGUAGCCAGUAUUUCCAUGGGUCACAUGGAACCAGAUGAGUUUUACGAGGGGAUCACUUUUGAACAUUUUCUGAAGAUACUGAAAGAUAUCGAGAUCGAGACGAGAAUGAACAUUCGCUUUUUGAAUAUGGACACGACGACCCUGUGCAAGUGAGGAUCUUCCACUUUUUUUUAUUACUAUGAUGCACAAGCACUCUUCUAUGGUCUUUUUUAUUUAGUGGCCAGUUAGGGCAUACUUUACCUUCUCUGACCAACUAUUACAAAGCUCUGUUUAAUAGUUUUGGGUGACGGUUUAAGCUUCUACUAUCUAGUAGCCUCUAACACACACUUUAUGUUUUUACAAAUGUAUUGGAUAAAAAAAUAUAUAUGUGCAACUAUGCAAAGGUUAGCAGUAGGUAUGUUAUGAAUUUAGCAUGCCUGUAUCUAUCACUCCAUAUUUUAUUCAAGAGUAUUUACAAUGCUCUAAAUGCCAUGAAUCAAUAAUAAAUUCAAUAAUAAUGCAAUCCAGUAAUAACAAUGUAAUAAGCCAGUAAUAAAGCGAUAGCCAAUUAUGCAGCUCCAUGAUUGAAGUGAAUGCAAUUUACCUCCUAGUAUAUCUAGGGCACUGUGUGGAAUAGGCUACAAACAUUUGCACAUCUCUUCUAUACCACCAUCACACCUAAACUGUUUUGCUGCCACUGCCAUCAGUUUGGAAUCAAAACAGGUUAGAAUUUCCAUGUACAUUAAAAAGUCACUGACCAAUAGAAACAAAGUACAACUGACCAGCCUAGCAGUAUAGCAUACUGCACAUUUCCUAUGGCAAGACCCUCCUCAUAUUGAGAUGGUAGUUUCAAGUAAAAUGUGCGUCAGACUUGUGCAAAUGUUUUAAGAAUCAAGCCCACAUUACCAAGCAUUUGUUGACUGUUAGAAAUAGGAACAAUGAUAUGCAACUUGUCUGUGCUGCCCUCUAGAGACCAAAGAAUGUGAAAUAUAUCUCAUUCCCACAUUUAAUCAUCUCUAUACUACCUAUUUWAUUUUUUUAAAUUUGUACAAUUGUGUGACUUCCAUCAAGAUAAAUAUUUGAUUAUUGUUCUUCAUCUACACUUAAAUGACUAAAUCACAGGAGGUUGGUGGCACCUCAUUCUAAUGACUGGAGUGAACAGUUGGAAUGACAUCAAACACAUGGUUUCCAGGUGUUUGAUGUCAUUCCAUUUGCUCCAUUCCUGCCAUUUAUUAUGAGCCGUUCUCCCCUCAGCAGCCUCCUGUGGACUAAAUGGCAUGCAUUCAUUGAAUUAAUUUGGUCUUAAUCAGUUGCAGAUAAAAUGUAUUUUAAGUAGGCACCAGCAAAUACUGCAGCCUGCCGAUAUCUUGAUUGCAUCUACAGAUUGUAGCAUGUCUUGGUCUUUGAAUAUCCAUACACACUGUAUAUUUGUACUGUAAAAUACAAUAUUUUCAUUCCGAUUUGGGAUGUUAUUGUAGCAAGGAAUAAUGUAAAUGAUGUGGCCUUCUCUUUUUAUUGAGAACAUUAAAAUAGGAAACCGCUCACCAAAAKUGUAUAACGUUUGAAUGAWUAUGUACUGUAGGAA
Messenger RNA from Salvelinus sp. IW2-2015, 2234 nucleotides. NCBI's taxonomy places the organism in Eukaryota, Metazoa, Chordata, Actinopteri, Salmoniformes, Salmonidae. The record is from RefSeq and is a predicted model, not a curated record.